AUGACUAAUAAAAAUUUUGAUACAAAAGGAGCAGAAUAUGUUAAUAAAAAUAUGCCAAUGAUUGGAUUAGGUACUUAUCAAAUAAAUUCUGAAAAAAUAAUUUUUGAAGUUUUGGAUUCUGCUUUAGAUGUUGGUUAUAGAUUAAUAGAUACAGCACAAAUAUAUAAAAAUGAAAAAUAUAUUGGUAAAGCUCUUCAAGAAUUAAUGCCUAAAUAUAAAAUUAAAAGAGAGGAUUUAUUUAUAACAACAAAACUGUCACCAAGUAACCAAGGAAUCAAAAAUUGUCGUCAAUCUGUGUUAGACUCGUUAGAAAAAUUACAAAUUGAAUAUCUAGAUUUGUUGCUUAUUCACUGGCCUGGGACUUCUAAAUUGAGAAAAAAUGAUCCUAAAAAUUCCUAUUUGAGAGCAGAAAGUUGGAAAGAAAUGGAGAAAUUACAGAAAGAAGGCUUAAUUCGCGCUAUCGGUGUUUCCAAUUAUAACGUUAACCAUUUAGAGGAAUUACUGGUAAAAGCAGAAAUAUUACCAGCUGUAAAUCAAUGUGAAUGUCAUCCACACUGGUACCAGCCAGAUUUAAUUGAAUUUUGUUGUCGAAAUGGAAUACAUUUUCAGGCCUACAGCAGUUUUGGAAGUCAAUCAAACCAUCAAGAUUUAUUUUCCGAUGAAAAAAUUAUGAGAAUGGCAAACAAAUAUAAUUGUAAAGUACAAGAUUUUCUUCUAGGUUGGGCGUUAACACAAGGAAUGAGUGUACUCCCUCGAAGUAAAAACCCAGAACAUGUCCGUGCAAACUUUAUAGGAGCUAAUAAUAUAAAAGUAAAUAUUGAAGAUGUCGAAGCAGUUAGAUUGAAACCUGACGAAAAAAUAAAAUAUUGUUGGGACCCAGAAGGAUUAAAAUAA
Molecule: messenger RNA, 894 nt
Organism: Meloidogyne enterolobii
Lineage: Eukaryota; Metazoa; Nematoda; Chromadorea; Rhabditida; Meloidogynidae
Source: the annotation of a GenBank genome assembly